AUGGCUUCUGACGAAGAAAACGGAUACGAACGUACUCCUCUCCUCCACCAAGCCCGACUAUCCCAUCUUCAACACGAACAAGAUGAAGAAGCUUCCUCAAUCAUCGCGUCCACGGUAACCAAAGAAGAACAGCAGUUGGCAGAAAGUCCAGUUGGAGAACGAUUGCCAUACAAUGAUUACACCACCAUUGACUGGCUACACGAUUUGGUCAAAGACUCCUACCGCUACCGCGCCCUCUACUCCCAUCCUGGUCUGCGCUACAAACUGCUCACACUCCUCGACGCCAGUUCAGGCUGGCUCGCCGUAGUAGUCAUCGGCGCAUUGACAGCAUGUAUCGCCUUCCUCGUUGACAUUGCUGUCGUGACUGUUUCGGACUGGAAAACCGGGUAUUGCUCUGGCCAUUUCUUGCGGAACAGAGAAAACUGCUGUAUUGCUGCUGAGAAGAGCCCGUCGCCGUUUUUGAUGAAAGAGAAGGGGGAAGAAUGUGCAGAUUGGAAAGUCUGGAGCAAAGACUACAAGAGCAGUUUUGCAAUCUACGUAGCCAUGGCGAUGGCAUUCGGUAUCAUAAGUUCGAGCCUAACCAUGUUAACUCGGUCUACCCUCCCAUCCACCUCAUCCUCCAACUCCACCACGAAGAACGCAAGCAACGGCCACACCACCACCACCUCUUCCCCGCCCUCAGACAACCCACCCACCACGCCAACCGUCCAAGGCAAAGUAAUGUACCUAGCCUCCGGCUCCGGCAUCCCCGAAAUAAAAACCAUCCUCUCCGGCUUCUCCAUCCCCUCCUUCCUCUCCCUGCCCGUCCUCCUCGUAAAAUCCCUCGGCGCAAUCUUCGCCGUAUCCUCAUCGCUCUGUCUAGGAAAAGAAGGCCCCUUUGUCCACAUCUCCACCUGCAUCGGCCACCUAGUCGGACGUCUAAUUCCUAAAUACGCAUCCAAUGGCCGCAAGAUGCGAGAGCUGCUCAGCGCGGCGUGCUCAGCGGGACUGUCAGUAGCGUUCGGUGCGCCGAUCGGAGGCGUGCUGUUCAGUUACGAGGAGAUUAGCACGUACUUUCCUAGGAAAGUGCUGUGGAGGGCUUUUCUGUGUAGUCUUACUGCGGCGAUGGUGCUCAAGGAACUCAAUCCGACCGGCACGGGGAAACUGGUGCUUUUUGAAUCGCAAUUCGGUGACGAAUACCAAGUCAUCCAUUACUUCGUUUUCGUCCUCUUGGGCGUAGCGGGCGGUAUCUUCGGCGGCCUGUUUUGCAAGUUCAAUUUCCUGUGGUCGAAGUGGUUUAGGGCUUUUGGCGUUAUCAAGAGGAAUCCUGUGUUGGAGGUUGCGUUGGUGGUGCUGGCGACGGCGUUGGUUCAGUAUCCUAAUCCGUUGACAAGGGAGCCGGGGGAUGUUAUUAUUAAGAAUUUGUUGGUGGAUUGUGGGGAAGAUACGUCGAGCGCGUCUUGGGUUUGUCGGAAUGAGAGGGUUGCUAGGGAAAGGGGGACGACGAAUUGGGAGUAUGUGGGUUGGUUGACGUAUGGGACGUUGGCGAAACUUGUUCUUACUACUAUUACGUUUGGGAUCAAGGUUCCGUCUGGGGUUAUCAUUCCAGCGCUGGAUGCGGGUGCUUUCUUUGGGAGGCUGGUGGGUCAGGCCAUUGGUUCGAUCAGUCCUGGCAUCUUCGCCAUGAUGUUCGAACUCACAGGCCAGCUCUCCUACACCGUCCCGUCUAUGCUCGCCAUCCUAACCGCAAAAUGGGUCGCCGACGCAAUCUCGUCAGAAGGCGUCUACGACCUCGCUCAAUCACUCCUCUCUCACCCUUUCCUCGACCCAGACACCGCUCUAUCCAUCGUCCGCCGCCACAAAGCCUGCGUCGAGGUGCUCAUACCCCCUCAACGCACCAUGGAUGACAUUACCGUUCACGUACCUACGAGCAAUAAAGUGGCUUUGACUCUGCUGAAAGAGAAGCUUGAUGCGUUGAGAGAACGGGGUCUCAUGGACGCGGGUCUGGUUCUAGUACAGAAGAAUGGUGGCGGCGUUGAAGUGCUGCAGGGCUAUAUAUCGCAGUCGGAGCUUGAUUUUGGAUUGACGAAACUCGUUCCUGGUGUGCUUGUGUCGACGCAGGAAGACGAUAUUCAGGUCAGGUUGCUGGGCCAGGAGAUUGAUGAGCCGACGAGCCCAAUGAGCUUGGAGAUGGAUUUGACGCCCUUUGUGGAUCGGACGCCACUGAGCAUCUGUGCGAAAGCGCCUCUGGAAUAUGCUGUGGAGAUGUUCUCCAGGUUGGGUCUGAGAUAUCUCAUGGUAACUAAAGAGGGCACAGGACAACUCGUGGGUGUGAUUAUCAAGAAGAGACUCGUAGGUUACCUAGAACACCUGAGAGAACAUGGCGAAGGAGAUUAG
This is a messenger RNA of Alternaria triticimaculans, 2376 nucleotides long. RefSeq lists its product as uncharacterized. Gene Ontology annotation, biological process: chloride transport; transmembrane transport. The record is from RefSeq and is a predicted model, not a curated record. Gene Ontology annotation, molecular function: voltage-gated chloride channel activity. Gene Ontology annotation, cellular component: membrane; Golgi apparatus; early endosome. The transcript has 3 exons. The coding region runs from base 1 to 2376 and encodes 791 amino acids. NCBI's taxonomy places the organism in Eukaryota, Fungi, Ascomycota, Dothideomycetes, Pleosporales, Pleosporaceae.